This is a messenger RNA of Brugia malayi, 1416 nucleotides long. It is a transcript of the gene Bma-cdf-1, whose product is annotated as cation efflux family protein. The record is from RefSeq and is a predicted model, not a curated record. Bases 1 to 1416 code for a protein of 471 amino acids. Gene Ontology annotation, cellular component: membrane. Gene Ontology annotation, molecular function: zinc ion transmembrane transporter activity. NCBI's taxonomy places the organism in Eukaryota, Metazoa, Nematoda, Chromadorea, Rhabditida, Onchocercidae. The transcript has 9 exons. Gene Ontology annotation, biological process: intracellular zinc ion homeostasis; detoxification of zinc ion; zinc ion transmembrane transport.
AUGUCCUUGCCGUUUGGUGAAGAAAAUGGGAAUGUUGAUGGAUCAGGACAGCGAAAUGGUAUAUUGGUACCUGCUAGGAAGUGUAGUGGUAAUGGAACAAUGACACAAAAAUUGAUGCGAGAAGAAAGUACCGGUAGUGUGGAUAGGGAACGAACAAGCGGUACUUCAUCCAGUGAUCAUCAUAGUCGGCGACGAUUAUCCCGUAGUACUCGACUAGUUAUUAUGCUAACAAUGACAUUCGCAUUUUUUGCUGUUGAACUAGCAUUUGGAUAUUUGUCACAUUCAAUGGCACUUAUCGCAGAUUCAUUCCACAUGCUUAGUGAUGUUAUGGCACUGGCUAUCGCUUUUGCUUGCUUAAGAAUUGCAACCCGUUCAACCAAGAAAAAUACGUUUGGUUGGGUGCGUGCUGAAGUACUUGGUGCUCUGAUCAAUGGUGUAUUUUUACUUGCCUUAUGUUUUUCAAUAUUGAUCGAAUCACUUACUCGACUUAUCGAGCCACAAGCAAUCAAGCAACCGAUCAGUGUACUUGUUGUUGGUGUUAUUGGGUUAUUUAUCAAUCUGAUUGGAAUGUUUAUGUUCCAUAGUCAUGCUCACGACCAUGGUGAAAGUGGUAAAGAUGCUCAGGCGCAACCGCAAGUAGGUCGGCGACAAACUCAUGUAACUAUUGAUGGUAACGAAAGUCAACAUUUAAUGUCUUCCCAUCAGGAGGCAGCAAUGGCUAUUGCAAAUUUUCAAGAAGUUCGUCCAGAUGAUUCUGAUCUUAUGGCACAAAACCAUAUGAAAAUCGAUAAAAGUAAAGAAAAGAAGAGAAAAAGAUUAUCGAAGCAAUUAAAUAUGCACGGCGUCUUUCUUCAUGUAUUGAGCGAUGCAAUUGGUUCAGUUAUUGUUAUCGUUACGGCACUUGUUUGUUGGCUUGUUCCUGAUCAAGAAGCUCUCAAAUUAUAUUUGGAUCCUACUUUGAGUUUGGCUAUGGUUGCUUUGAUGAUUGCAUCAACAUUUCCACUUGUGCGUGAGACGGCUCUAAUUCUGAUGCAAACUACUCCUGGUUUCAUUGAAGUUGAAGAAAUCAAAAAAGAAUUGCUCAAAAUUAAAGGAAUAGAAGCGGUGCAUGAAUUCCAUGUUUGGCGAUUAGUGGGUGAACGAAUUAUUGCUACAGUCCAUAUCAAAUUCGCCGAUCUUAAAGCAUAUUUGGCAGCUGCUGAUGAAAUUCGUACAUUGUUUCAUAAUAAUUGCAUUCACAGUACCACUAUACAACCUGAAUUCUCAGAGAUGGCAAGCGCUUUGGGAAGAAAUGGCACUAAUUGCGCAUUAGCUUGUCCGCCGGAGAACUGCAGACGAAAUAAUGUAACGUGCUGCAAAAGAACUCUAGAAGGCAAUUAUCUUUCUUCGAAUCAUGAAUCAACCGUAUGUUUUUAA